Molecule: messenger RNA, 1008 nt
Organism: Mercurialis annua (annual mercury)
Lineage: Eukaryota; Viridiplantae; Streptophyta; Magnoliopsida; Malpighiales; Euphorbiaceae
Product: transcription factor bHLH149
Exons: 1
Coding region: 244-891 (215 amino acids)
Biological process (GO): regulation of DNA-templated transcription
Molecular function (GO): protein dimerization activity
Source: RefSeq, a predicted model, not a curated record
GAAAGGCCGCGUGGUUUCUCGUGAAUUGCUUUUAAAGUCUCCCCCUCCUCUUUGCUCCUCACUAAUUCUUCCUUCCUUCUCUCUCUAUCUCACUCUCUCUCUACAUCUCCUCCUCCACCACAACCGCCGCCUCCUCCGCCGGCGCCGCCACAAUCACCGCCACAAAUCCUCGAUUCUCACCUUAUUCAAAUUCCAAUCAAGAAUUACAUUAACCAGUACUACAGUAUAUUCAGCUAGCUAGCUAUGACGAGCAUCAUCCAAUCCAAUUCCGCCACGUCACAACAAGAAUUCGAUCAGAGGAAGAAACGGAGAAAAUUGACACACGAAACGCACGAUAAUUCCACGUCAUCAACGGACGUUGAUAAUAACAACUCAAUUAAUAAAACUAGAUGGAGAACUGAAUCGGAGCAACGGAUCUAUUCCUCUAAACUCUACGAAGCUCUCCGGAGAUCUCGCCGGUCAUCUCCGACGCCAGAAACCGCCGUUUCUCCCGCUGUCAAAGGUAGAAAAAUCCGCGACACUGCCUAUAGAGUUCUCGCUGUCGCUGCUAAAGGUACGAGUAAAUGGAGCCGCGCGAUUUUGGCGGGAAAAGUUAGGUUGAGAGUUAAAAAAGUUAGACAGGUGAAAGUUACCGGUGACAGAAGAAAGGAGGCGGCGGUUUCCAGAGAGAAGAAGAGAUUACCGCCGGUAGAUAAGAAAAUGCGUGUUUUAAGCCGGUUAGUUCCUGGUUGCCGGAAGGCGUCGUUUACUAAUAUUUUAGAAGAAACGAGUGAUUAUAUUGUGGCUGUGGAGAUGCAGAUCAAAGCUAUGGCCGCACUUGUGGAGAUUCUCGCCGCGAGUGGUGGCCGUGGCGGUGAGUCGCCGGUUGACCCCGCGAAUAGUCAAUUAUAGAAUUUGUUAGUUAUUUUACAUGCCAGGUGGUAUUACCAUUUCUUUUCAUUAUUAUGUUUUUUUAUUUUUAUUUUUGUAAUUUUAUUAUCUUUUUUUAUUAAAUAUUUGUUUCUUUAA